GCUCUGAGGUACCUCGGUAAUAAAGUGCGGAGACAGCGCAUGUGGGGAGGCCCCAAGAAGACCAAGAUGGAGGAGGCCAGAGAGCUUUUGGCGUCUCUUAUCCUCACACACGUGCCUGUCAAAGAGUUUAACUUUCGGGCAAAGUGUAUUUACCUGGCUGUGAUGGUUCGGAGGGUGAUCCUGGCUCAAGGGGACAACAAGGUGGACGACAGAGAUUACUAUGGCAACAAACGUCUUGAGUUGGCCGGGCAGCUCUUGUCUCUACUGUUUGAAGAUCUGUUUAAGAAGUUCAACUCUGAACUGAAGAAAAUCGCAGACCAGAUCAUCCCCAAGCAGAGAGCUGCACAGUUCGAUGUGGUGAAGCACAUGCGGCAGGAUCAGAUCACCAACGGCAUGGUCAACGCCAUAUCCACGGGAAACUGGUCUCUGAAGAGAUUUAAGAUGGACCGUCAGGGUGUCACCCAGGUCCUGUCUCGUCUCUCCUUCAUUUCAGCUCUUGGGAUGAUGACCAGGAUCUCCUCCCAGUUUGAGAAGACCAGGAAGGUCAGCGGGCCGCGCUCCCUGCAGCCGUCACAGUGGGGCAUGCUGUGUCCGUCUGACACCCCUGAGGGAGAG
Messenger RNA from Plectropomus leopardus (leopard coralgrouper), 615 nucleotides. Lineage: Eukaryota; Metazoa; Chordata; Actinopteri; Perciformes; Serranidae. The record is from RefSeq and is a predicted model, not a curated record.